Molecule: messenger RNA, 5620 nt
Organism: Felis catus (domestic cat)
Lineage: Eukaryota; Metazoa; Chordata; Mammalia; Carnivora; Felidae
Gene: GCNT4
Product: glucosaminyl (N-acetyl) transferase 4
Exons: 3
Coding region: 1137-2501 (454 amino acids)
Cellular component (GO): membrane
Molecular function (GO): acetylglucosaminyltransferase activity
Source: RefSeq, a predicted model, not a curated record
AACAUUUCUGUUUUUAGAUUUUCACAAGACACCUUAAAGUUCCAUGACGUCUGGCAGGCUGGCUGAGAUAUGAAGUUGGGUCAUGUCCUUCAAAGCCGGAGGCCAGGAAGUGGUGAGACAAGUUACCCAGCUGGUGGGUGAGACUUGCCAAUCACCCAACAUCUUCACCUCAGCACAGCAUUUUUGUUCUCUGCUCAUUAUGCCUACACAUUAACUGUUACGAAAUGACUAAACAGAACAAAACAAAAAUUAGGUUUCCUCGUGUAAAAAGGUCCCCGAAACAGAAAUGCUAGUGGUAGAUAUGGAGAGGUUUAAGAAAAUUUUGAUACUUAACCAAAAAAAAAAAAGGUAUCCAGGAUAAAUAAACAAGUAGACAGUCAAAUGUGGAAGAACCUGGCUCUCUGUCACAAAUUACUUUAUGUGUCGUAACACAAGCCCAGAGAGCCCCUCUCUAAAAUGGUGGAGGUCCCUUUCCUAUAGAAGCCAAGGGGACAGACUCGAGCCGCUCAGUCAACACACAGGGCAAAGUCCGCCACUGCCCCAUUUUUGGUCCCUCUGCUGCUGUUUCUCUACAUUCUCUACUGUAGCUGUUUUUCUAUGAAACUCCAUCAGCCUACUGGUCAGCUUGGUCCUUGGACACUGCUCUCAGCCACUAACGCUCUCACCACCUCCCACAUCCCUCUGCCUCAUGCUGAUCUCACCCCACCUGGUCCUUUCCCCAAAGCACCACCCACCCCAGCUGUUGUGGAGCAGGGGCUUCCCGGAAGGCUUCGUGAUAAAGGGGAAGGAGUUCCAGCACAGUACAGCACAAAACUUAAUGACUGGACAUGACCUCUGCCACAGGGAGUUUCUCCUUAAGGACGUCCUCAUCACACCCUGCCUUGGUUGAAGCAGGACAAGAUAGUGGAUAUGAGAGCAGGCUCGGGGCCGACAUCGUAGCUCUGCCACUCUCUAAUUAGGGAAACUUGUGACCCUCUCUAGGUUUCCAUGUCUGUAAAUGGAGCUACCAACGUACCUUCCUCCUCAGAUGUACGUGAGGAUUCAAUGAGGAUUACCCUGUUCUUGAGAUGCUUUCCUUGGGCCAAGGAUAACACAGCCAGUCCUGGAAGGCUCACCCGGGGGAAAACAUCAUUUGAAUGAAGACAUUCAAAUGCUGUUUUAAAUACCCAGCACAGCAGAAAGUUUUCGUCUUAUUUUUAACUCUAUGGCUGUUCUCCCUGUUGAAACUUCUAAAUGUGAGGAGACUCCUCUUCCCUCAAAGAGGCAUUUACUUGGUUGAAUACUCCCUGAGUACCUCACCUUUUGUAAGAAACAGAUACACCAAUGUUAAGAAUGAAAUCAGGUAUGAAGUUAACUGUUCAGGUGUCUAUGAACAGGCACCUUUGGAAAUUGGCAAGAGUCUGGAAAUAAGAAGGAGAGAAAUCAUCGACUUGGAUGAUGAGGAUGUCGUGGCAAUAACCAGUGAUUGUGACAUUUAUCAGACCCUAAGAAGGUACCAUCAAAAGCCUGUUUCAAGGGAGGAGAGAAGCUUCCCGAUAGCCUAUUCUUUGGUUGUUCAUAAAGACGCAAUUAUGGUUGAAAGACUAAUCCAUGCUAUAUACAACGAGCACAAUAUUUACUGCAUCCAUUAUGACUAUAAGUCACCUGAUACCUUCAAAGUUGCCAUGAACAAUUUAGCUAAGUGCUUCUCCAAUGUUUUCAUUGCCUCCAAAAUAGAGACAGUACAAUAUGCCCACAUUUCCAGACUCCAAGCUGAUUUAAAUUGCUUGUCAGACCUCCUCAAGUCUUCGGUUCAGUGGAAAUAUGUUAUCAAUCUGUGUGGGCAAGAUUUUCCUUUGAAGUCAAACUUCGAAUUAGUGUCAGAGCUGAAGAAGCUCAAUGGGGCAAAUAUGUUAGAAACGGUAAAACCCCCUAACAGUAAAAUGGAAAGAUUCACUUACCACCAUGAACUAAGACAGGUGCCUUAUGAAUAUGUGAAGCUACCAAUAAGGACAAACAUCUCCAAGGAAGCCCCCCCUCAUAACAUUGAGAUAUUUGUUGGAAGUGCUUAUUUUGUUUUAAGUCGGGCGUUUGUUAAAUAUAUUUUCAACAACUCCCUCGUUAAGGACUUUUUUGCCUGGUCUAAAGAUACGUACUCACCUGAUGAACAUUUUUGGGCUACCUUAAUUCGGGUACCAGGAAUACCUGGGGAGAUUUCUAGGUCAGCCCAGGACGUGUCUGACUUACAGAGUAAGACCCGCCUUGUCAAAUGGAAUUAUCAUGAAGGCCUUUUGUAUCCCCGUUGUACUGGCUCCCACCUUCGAAGUGUGUGUAUCUACGGAGCAGCGGAAUUAAGGUGGCUUAUAAAUGAUGGACAUUGGUUUGCUAAUAAAUUUGAUUCUAAGGUGGACCCUGUCUUGAUUAAAUGCCUGGCAGAAAAGCUUGAAGAACAGCAGAGAGAAUGGAUUACUUUGUCUUCAAAAAAGUUAUUCAUGGCUAAAAGUCCCAUAAUCACAUCAUGAUAAAAUCAUGACAGAAAGAAGCUAUCUGAUAAAUGGAGCUAAUAUGGAACUGUGUGCUAUACUAUGCCCACUACCACGUGAGCUUAACCUUCUCAUAGUUGGAGAGGUGUCCAAAAUUCCACACAUAAGGCAAAAUGACCUAGGCUUUGAUGACAAUAAGACUACACUUGGUCGGGUGAUCUUUAUGUUUGUUUUUCCUUGUAAUCUUAUGGAGCUAAAUCAGAGAUCGAGUCAUAUGAUGCCCUCAAGGCUUACCCUAAUCACACUUAAUACUUUAAGUUUUCCACAUAGCCAUCAGGAUUCUACCGAAAAGGUGUUGGCGUGUGCGAUACCUUGGUUGAGCGUCUGACUUUGGCUCAGGUCAAGAUCUCAUGGUUGGUUCAUGGGUUCGAACCCCUCUGUCAGUGCAGAGCCUGCUUGGGAUUCUCUCUCUCCCUCCCUCUGUCUCCCUGUCUCUCUGCCCCCUGCCCUGCUCAUGCUCUCUCUCUCAAAAAUAAAAAAUUAAAAUUAAAAAAAAAAAGAAUAUUAGAAGGAGAAACCACUACCUCAGGAAAGCUCAAAGAAUGUCCAGUUUCCUGUUUGCCAAAGCAUAAUUUACCUAUUAGUGCCUCACUCUUUCAAUUCGGAGUCGCAAGACUCUGUCAGUGGGGCAUUUAUAGUGUAUGAAUGUUGGGGAGGUUGGGUGGGGGGGAGGGGAUUGGGACAGGUGGUGCCUGAAGAGAAACAAGGGGAUUUGCAGGAUUUUUGCAUCAUCGUACACAACAAUUUCAUGAAUGGUUUCCUUUUUUUAGUUCAAUUAUUUCUUUAAAACACAUUUAUUGAUGAAAAAUAAGAACUUGGUUAGUAGUUCUAAAUGUCACACUCCUGAACGUUAAACCUAAGUCUUCUAGUUCAUAGAUUAUCAUUAAAAGUAUGUGUUUUUUUUUUUUACAGUGGAAUUGUUAUAAUUUUGUUUUAUGGAACCAUUAAGCUAAGAGCCACUGAAUUUUCUCAAAAAGAUUGUAUAAAAUAUGACAGCUUUCUAAAUCAACUGUUAUGGUCAUUUAAAAUUCUUGCUUACAUCUCCAGUAACUAUCCAAAUAGAAUCUAGACUUAAAAUGAUAAAACCUCUAAGUUCACUGAAGUCUUCUCAGCUUAGAUACAGAGAGAGAAAACGUUAAUUUUCUUAAGACAUAGCAAGAAUUUUCACUAAUGGUAUUUUGUAAAACCUACUCCUUAGAAAACUACCACAAUGAAUCAAAUAUACAUCUAUCUCAAUGUAGCUAUAUUGUGCUUGAGUUGAAAUGGGACAGGAGCAGAGUCCUGAGAACAGGCUGUAAUAUUUUUACGUCUCUUGGGAAAUCAUGGAGCUCAUGUAAAAAUUUCUUCCUGAUCUUAUGUUUCAAUGUCGGCUGCAGAAUCUAUGUAUUUAAAUAUUUUCUAAAAUGUCUGUGUUCUCCAUGUGAAAUGCACUUUGCUUGUUUUCAAGUAUAUAAUACUGACUGCCAAGCGGGAUCACUAUUCUCCAUUUCUUCUUCUCUGGAACUCAUUUUUCUUCCUCCCCCUUCCCCCCACCUCCAAAUUACUUCAUUCUUCAGAAAACUGUGACCAAGCCCCUGUUCUUAAAAAUAAGUCACCCUUGGACAGAGCUAAGUUCUGCAGAAGAUACUUAACCAUUUGUUAGCAUGUGUGACUGUGAGACGCUAAGUCACUUUCUAUGAGCCUCAGGUUUCCUGAUCUUUAAAGUGAACACUUGGAUGCUUACCCUGGCUUCCUCACACGUGUGUGUGUGUGUGUGUGUGUGUGUGUGUGUGUGUGUGUGUGUGAAUCAACUGAAAUAUGUGAACUGGUUUGAAAAUGGAGACAAACUAUUGACAGUAAAUAUCAGAGAGUAGUCUUAUUAUAAGGCAAAACAGAGAUCCAACCCCAUUGUGAAGCUUAACCCUUUACCUUUUCUGGAAAACCUCUGAAAUAUAAAAGAAGCCACAUUUGCAGGAGCAACUUCUGUAAAUGAAUCCAGGUACAAAGAAACCCCUGUCACCACAUCUGGGGUUCUUUUUAAGCCAAUAUGAUUAGCAGAUUGAUCCCGUGUCUUGGAUGGAGGUUAGGGGUAGAACUGUUUUUCCUACCUUCUAGUCUUAAAUACACAAGUUCUCACAGACAGCUUGGUUUUUAUGGCUUUGGUCAUCAGAAUAAAUGUAAAGGCUGAAAACUCGAUCUCCUUGUCCCGUGUCUUGCCUCUUGGUGACAAAUGAUUCUAUCGCCUGUUUAUUGGGAAAUUUUCCAGUUGUUAAUCACUUUCACACCAUAUCCACAUGAAACAUGCCACCACAAAGAGAUGACAGCACCUUGUUUUCCCCAGUGACACAUUUCCCAUGAUUCAGUUCAACAUUUCAGGGGGCUUGUCUGGUCAUCUCUUUUGCCUUGGGAAUCCUACAGUUUCCUUAUAGGCCUUCAAACCUCCUUCAGACCUGACUCUCCCCUAAAACCUUUUGGUAUGAUUUUUCCUGCUCUAGAGAAUGUUCUACAGUCUGUGUUUUAUAAUCAUUCUUUGCAUAGUAUUUAUUGAAUCUAGAUUCUAAGUUGUUUGGCAAUGAGACCAGGACUUGAAGUUUGUAAGUUGUGUUAGAUAUUAGAAAGCUACUAAAAUAUAUCUACAUUAUGUGAAUAAUCUACUCUAACAUUAUAAUAUUUAAAGAUCAAUGUUGCUGCUAUUUUUAAUGUUUUGGCUAUUCUAAGUAAAAAAAAAUAUAUAUAUAUAUACAUAUAUAUGUAUAUACAUAUAUAUAUACAUAUAUAUAUAUGUAUAUAUAUAUAUAUACAUAUAUAUAUAAUGUUUAAAUUUGCAGAGUUAAAUAUGAAGAUUUCUCUUGCCUUCCAGAAUGUGAAUAUUAUACAUACAUAUAUAUAUAUUUUUUACAUAUUUCCUGAAAACAAAAAGACAGUCUUCUUUGUGAAUGUAAAGUGAAUGUCCUAUGUGUAUGUUACAGCUGUUUGUGUUAUUGUUUUUUACCAUUUUUGAAAAGCAUAUUUCCCAUUCUGUGAGUUUUAAAUAGAUUGGUAUUGCAUUUUGGUAUUGUGUGGCUGGUAGAUGUUAAUUCUCUGGUAUUAUAAAAUAAAAAUGUGCUCCAAAAGCCGAA